AUGGACCUAGCUAAUGAUGAAGCCCCGGACAUGGAAUCUGGCCAGUUGAUUAAACUGCAACCGGGAGAGGUUCUCUCUUGCGGUCCUGAAGGAGAGUCUAGGAUUAUUAAUAUGGAAGAUCAGGAAUAUAAGGAUGAAGAGGAGAAUUUUGAGGAAAGAAGCCCCGAAACUGAACAGACGCAAGAGCUUGCGAACAAGGAGGCUGAAAAAAAUACAGACGACAGAGGACUAACGUCAGAUGUUCCGGAUGUUAUGCAGUUGCCAGGAUUUGUUCACGAAGAUCAGACUUUAAAAGAUCUAGAACAAGAGGAUGAAGAUGUAGAAGUUACGACAACAUCCAGAGCCAAGAGGCCUAUAAGAUCACCUGAGAAAUUGGCAGCAGUGCGAAAAGCCGCUGAAAUGUCCUUUGGGUUUGAUGAGGAGUUUGAGAAAGAGAGCAGUGUGCAGGAGAAAGAAACUGCGAACGCAUCUGAUGAAGAAGUUCUUCAAGUUUCAGCAAGACGGAAAGGAAGGCCGCCAAAAUCCAAUGAUUCCACUACUGUGGUAAAUGGAAUCACUUUAUCUCGAAAGAAGGAGAGCGAUUCCUCAAAAGACAUUAAAAAAGAGGUCACUUCUGCAUCAUCAAGAAACCGAUCCCCCAGAAUUGCAGCUAAAAUGGCUGCCAGUGAAGAUGAAUCCGCCGAGGAUGACACCAAAGAGAGAAUUUUGGGUGCUAGACGGUCAAAGCCACCGCAGAGAUACAGUGAAGAAUCCCCGGUUCAAAACAAAACAGAUAAUUCAAAAACUGUCACUGUGGAAGAAAAGCGAAAACGUAGAGGUGAUGCAGAAGAAGUAAAAACUCCUCAUGCAAAGAGAAAAAGAAAUGAAGUAUCUAGUCCCACAAAAAAAGCUUCUGAGAAAAAAGAAGAGAUUGAUACAGAGGUCGCAAAAGGAAGAGGAAGAACAAGAAAGAUAAAAGAAACUGAAGAUCAGGAGGAAGACAGAGAUAAAAGAACAAAAAGACAGUCUACUGAGCCCACCGUUAAAGAAAUACCUAAUGCAAUUUUGCAUUCGCCUGGCAAAUCUAAGGAUAGUCCUCAGAAAGAAACCCGGCAGAAAAGGACAGUUAAAGAAGAAUCGGUCAAGAGUCCUAAGGCAACACCCACCCGAAGAGGCCGCCCUCCAAAAUCAGUGACUCCUGCGUUAGGUCGUAUUAAUAAGAGAGCAGUGGUUAGAAAUCCUAGACAGGAAUCAGAUAAAGAGAUGGAGACAGAUGAAAGUGAUGAAGAAGUCGAAGAACCCAUCACUCGACCCAGGCGAAGAGGCCGUCCUACUAAAUCGGCCACUAUAUUAGCAACAACCAGUGUUAGCAAAAGAAAACUCAAGGUUGCAAAAAAAGAAGUAGAAGAGGAAGAGGAGAAUGAAGAAGAAGAGGAGGAGGAAAAUGAAGAAGAAGAGGAGGACGAUGAUGACGACGAUGAAUAUUAUGAAGAAGAAGAGGAGGAAGAUGAUGUUGAGGAAUAUGUUCCACCUGGGAGUGAGAGAAAAAAGUCAAGGCAGAUAGUGUAUUCUCUUUCAGAACACAGACGGCCUAGAUCUCAGUCUGAGAUCGUAGUUGUUCCCCUGGGUAGCCGUGUGAAGCAGGAACUUGAAGAAGCGGAGGAGGACUUUAUUGACAUGGUUUCAGUGGCUCAGGGAUCAGGCGACCAUUACUCAGGUAACAUGGAUGUCAGUCAGGUGGAAGUCGUUGGUGAGAUCAUGGAAAAUUCCACAGCCGAUAACUGUAUUUCUACCCAAACUCCAAAUUUUGACGAUUUUGUGGAAGUAGAAACCAUCUUUGAAACAGCCACGCGGCGCUCUGUGCAGACGCAGACUGACCCUCGCUUAAAACGGAAGAAGUUUGGUCCGCUGAAUCACGAUGCUGGCAUUGAUGCUAUGGAUUUUGACGAUUACGACGACGAAUUACUCCAGCAGCGUAGAAGAAAAGUUGAAGAGGAUUAUGGCCUGUUUGAAGAUGGUGAACCUAGGCGAAAGUCUAUCAGGCGCAAUACAGAGGAGGCUUUGAAGUGUCCUUUCUGUGAUAAAGCUUUUAUAGGCCUGGUGAAGCACAUCAAAGGCAAGCACAGAGAUGAACACAGCUAUGAGGAAGAGAUGAGGAACGCUAAAUGGAGAGAGAGGAUUAUGAAGGUCUCCACCAUAGGUGUAGAUGAAGCGGGCGACACAUGUGGCGACUGUGGCAAAGUCACCAAGAAUAUGAAGAGACACAUGGAACUGCAUCAGCAGAACCGGAUGCAGGUGCCGUGCCCUAUUUGCUCCAAGAUUGUCUUGAAGACUGGCAUGAGCUCUCAUAUGCGUACCGUGCACUCAGGACGUAAGCCCUACAGGUGUCCUCAUUGUGAUUAUGCCUCUGCAUUCAGAGGAAACCUCAACACCCACAUUAAGGGCAUGCAUCUCCACACAAGGCAGUAUCUGUGCAACACCUGCAAGGCAGCUUUCAAGACGCUGGGGUCGCUGAUCGGCCACACCAAACGGGUGCAUGAGAACUGGAAAUCCCCCAACCAGAAGAUAUUCAUCUGCUCGGUGUGCGAGAAGAGGUUUACCAAAAAGUACCAUGUGGAUCGCCAUAUGCUCAUUCAUACGGGAGAGAAGCCUCACAAGUGUACGGACUGUGGCAGAUGCUUUAACAACAAAUCCAAUCUUAUGUCCCAUAUACAGUUGGUUCACAAGAAGUUGACCCCAUACCUGUGUGACUUGUGCCACGAGACCUUUAAACGCAAGAAGAUGCUCCUGGAGCAUAUUGGUAAGAUUCACGUGGCCCACGGUGAAUCGGCCAAGGCUAUGCAAGCUUACAUCAGGAAGAUUGAGGAAGGCGAGGAUGAUGAUGAUGAAUAUGCACAUCAUUCCAUAACCAUUGCUCCUUCAGGCUCGUCGCAUCAUGAUGCUGAUGAUGGGACGACAACGACGGUGUAUCAGGUCUCCGAUGGCACAUACGAGGCCAUGGUAGCUGAUGCUGCUCACAUGCUGGAUGGCCAGACUUACACCACUUUACAGACUGAAGGAGGAGAGGAGACAAUCAUUAUCGUCCAAGCUGCCGACCCCCAUGAGGUCACCCAUGCCAUUGUGGAACAGAAUGGCUCUGUCCAGUACACAUUGUAG
Candidula unifasciata is the source of this 3135-nucleotide messenger RNA. The record is from the annotation of a GenBank genome assembly. Lineage: Eukaryota; Metazoa; Mollusca; Gastropoda; Stylommatophora; Geomitridae.